Molecule: messenger RNA, 351 nt
Organism: Eruca vesicaria subsp. sativa (arugula)
Lineage: Eukaryota; Viridiplantae; Streptophyta; Magnoliopsida; Brassicales; Brassicaceae
Source: the annotation of a GenBank genome assembly
AUGAGCUACUUAGGGAAUCUUCUUCUUUGUGGAUUACCAACCAAGAGAAGUUGUGAAGAAGCUAAGAAGAGGACAGAGGAAGUUGAUAACAGAGGAGAAGAAGAUGAUGAUGAAGAAGCUGAUAUUGACAUGAUGGUCUUCUAUUGGACUAGUGCAUCAACUUAUGUGACUGCGUUGAUAGGUAUUCUUGUCCUUAUGUUCUUUGAUUGUCUUUGGCGUCGAGCAUGGCUCCGCCUUGUUGAUGCUUUCAUCACCUCUACAAAAAAAUGUGUGUGUCUUAAAAUUAUUUUAGCUCAGUUCUUGUAUUUCUCAUCAAGCAAACUAUUGAAUCCACUGACUCUCUGUAAGUGA